Molecule: messenger RNA, 2789 nt
Organism: Pseudophryne corroboree (corroboree frog)
Lineage: Eukaryota; Metazoa; Chordata; Amphibia; Anura; Myobatrachidae
Gene: PRMT9
Product: protein arginine methyltransferase 9
Exons: 12
Coding region: 174-2699 (841 amino acids)
Biological process (GO): peptidyl-arginine methylation
Molecular function (GO): protein-arginine N-methyltransferase activity; protein binding
Source: RefSeq, a predicted model, not a curated record
UCUGGUCCUAUCAGUGCUGCCCGUGUCAUAUUGUGGCGCCCUGCUCCUCUUCCCUCCGCCUCCUCCAAUCCUGCGUGUUGCAGCCAGUGCAUGAGGAAGCUGCGGCAGUGUAGCAGCCUCGUCUCACAUCGUAGUCUGCACUGAUGGCAGCAGCGGCCUCCUGAGCGGGCACCAUGGCAGAAGCGGGCGCAGCUGGCAGCAGGCGGCCGCGGAAUGGGCGCUGUAAUGCUGGGCAGGCCGCCAGCAGGAGGGAGCUGAUCUCCCGGUCUGUGCUGAGCGCUGAGCACUGCCUGCGGGACAGGGACUAUGGCACUGCCUAUGCCCACUUCCUGCUGGUGCUCAGCCUGGCCCCCCAGCUCAAAGAUGAAUUCAAGGAAACCUUUCAGUAUUCUCUCUUCAAAUGGGCAGAGGAGUUAUACGCUUUAAAUCGAAGUCAGGAUUUAUUUAAUUGUUAUGAGCAAGCCUUGGAGCUCUUUCCAAAAGAUGAUAUUAUAUGUAACAGUAUGGGAGAGCAUCUCUUCAGGUUAGGAUUUCGAGAUGAAGCCGCUGGCUAUUUCUACAAAGCUGUGAAGUUGAAUCCAAACUCAGCUGAUGCCAAAGAAAAUUUCUAUCGUGUAGCUAAUUGGUUGGUGGAACGCUGGCAUUUUGUUAUGCUCAAUGACAUCAAGAGAAAUCGCAUGUAUCAGAAAGCUAUUGAGAAGGCUGUCCAGACUGGCUGCAACACUGUGCUGGAUAUUGGAACUGGUACCGGAAUCCUAAGCAUGUUUGCAAAAAGAGCGGGUGCCCCUCAUGUUUAUGCCUGUGAGCUCUCCAAGACCAUGUAUGACCUGGCCUGUGAAGUGAUGGCAGCCAAUAACAUGGAAGGCGAGAUCAAGCUUUUACACAUGAAGUCUCAUGAUGUUCGGGUUCCUGAGCACAUCCCUGAAAAAGUUUCACUGGUUGUCACAGAGACUGUGGAUGCUGGUUUGUUUGGUGAAGGUAUUGUGGAGACUCUGAUUCAUGCCUGGAAAAACUUACUUUUGCAGCCAAAGCCCACAUGCGGUACUGGUGAGGGGUAUGGGCAAGUCAUACCUGCGGGAGCUGUGGUAUAUGGCAUGGCUGUAGAGUGCUUAGAAAUACGCAGACAUCACAGAGUGUUUGUGAGUGAGGUUGCUGGUGUGAACUUAGGAGCAGCAGUGCGGUUUUCCAGUCCCGUACACAGCAGUCACAAAGCUAACGAUGUAACAGAGCCGUAUGCUACAGAGAAGAUUGGUAGAGUUCCUGGGGGAUAUAAAGCACUGAGCCAGCCCUUCCAGGCACUGUCCAUAGACUUCAAUAGCCUGCAGGACUUGGAAAGCAUUGCAUCGGGAAAGUCUUGCAGGAUCUCCAUGCUGGUCCAUGAACAAGGCCAGCUUGAUUGCUUUACAACCUGGUUUGUCCUCCAUCUGGAUAGUGAACACAAUUUGUCCACGAUCCCCAGUGAGGAAACGUGCUGGGAACAAGCAGUCUUCCCCAUCCAGAACCUCUCUGCUGAUGACUAUUUUGUCAACCCAGGGGACACAGUAGUAGUGGAUGUUUCCUGUCCUGACUGCUAUUUAAGAUUAGAUCUAGUCACAGUUAUCAGAGCUGGGGCGAUGGACAGUAGCGCAUCUUAUAAUAAGAUGCCAGAAGGGAACGAGACUGAAUUGUGUGAUGCAUUAGCCAGUCUUCACACCACUCUUCAGGAGGAGAACGUGAAGGAACCCUGCAUCCUGGAACCCAGCGAGAUAGCCUUACUGAACAAUAUAGCAUACCAUGAGAGCUUCAAGACUGCUAUUAGUAAAGUUAUGUCUUCUCUGAUGCUGGAAGAGAACGGUUCAUUUAGGACUAAGAACAACACCUCAGUACCUGAAGAAGAUCCCUUAGACCCUCUCUACAUGCUGGACGUAUCUGAAGGGUUUUCUAUCCUUUCUCUGAUUGCCGCACAGCUGGGGAGAGUGAAAUCUUACAGCUCCGUUGAAGAAGAACAGCAUUGUGUGGCCUUGCAGAGACUGUCAGAGAGGAAUGGAAUUCCUAAAGAGAGCCUGGAAUUUUGGCUGAACCAGCUGGAAGCAGAUGAUGAUGUUUUACAGAGACCGAAGUCUGACAAGUUGUGGAGCAUCAUCAUUCUAGAUGUGAUUGAGCCGUGUGGCCUGAUCAGACAGGAAGUGAUGGAAAAAGCCGCGAUAGCUAGGUGUUUACUACAAGCUGGAGGCAAGAUCUUUCCUCAGUCUGUAGUGAUACAUGGAGCACUAAUUGAAUCCCAUACUCUGAUGCAGGAGUGUGCUGUACAAGGCACAGAACCUACUCUGGGUUUUAAUAUUGCACAAUCUAUUAAUCAGUUUAAGGUUCCUGUCCAUGUGUUCCUGAAUCUCUCUACCCUGCCUUGUGUCUAUCUAAGUGAUCCAGUAGAACUGCUGAGGCUGGACCUAAUGAAUCCGUAUUUAAACAGUUUUAGCUUAGCCACUGAAAUAAAGGUUAAAAUCUGUAAAACCGGACAGGUGACUGCUAUUCCUUUUUGGUAUCAUCUCCGCCUGGAUGAAGACAUUCACCUGGAUACUACUAGUGCAACAUCACAUUGGAAACAAGCAGCCUUUGUAUUGGAUACACCACUCAGUGUGGCUAAUGGGGAAGAACUGUCACUAGCCGUACAUUUCCAGAACAGCAAUGUCAGUAUGACUUUGAGGCGGCCACAGGAAUAAGCCAACUUUUGAGCAUUAAAUAAAACUGCUCUGUAUUUAGGAUAAUUACUACAGUACAUUAGGAUCUGCUAUUAAAAAUUUUAUACAGAA